Messenger RNA from Salvia splendens (bonfire salvia), 2284 nucleotides. RefSeq lists its product as uncharacterized. The transcript has 2 exons. Lineage: Eukaryota; Viridiplantae; Streptophyta; Magnoliopsida; Lamiales; Lamiaceae. Bases 57 to 1727 code for a protein of 556 amino acids. The record is from RefSeq and is a predicted model, not a curated record.
AAUAAAAAAUUGCAGACACCAAAAUAUCAGCUAUGUCUGAUAAGUGAGAGCUGAAAAUGGAGGCCCAGAAAAAUGCGUUGAGCUUGAAGCGGAAGAAGUGCGAGCAAUCCAACGCUAAAAUCACCUCAAACUCAUCUUCUUCUGCUGCUUCAGCUGGAUCUCGUUUGAGAUUUCUACUCUCUUCAAACUCCUCUUCUGAUGCUUCAUUGCCUUCCUCUUCUUCGAGGGCUCGUGUGGAGAGAAAGCCCUCAUCUUUGCCCAAAUUGGGAGGCAAUUUCUCUGCGAAAUCGUUCAGAUCUAAAGAGAAUGUGCUUCCCAGAAAGCCCUUUUCCGAGGCGCCCAAGAAGAAGAAGAAGCAGUUGUGUGUUGACGGGAGGGGAUUUGGCAAAAUUAAGACGAAUCCAAUGUCUAAAACAGCUCAAAUGUCAAAUCUUUAUUGCAGUAGGGGGAAUCAAGUGAAGGGUUGUGAAGAAUUGGUGGGGAAGAAGUUGAGGAGUGAGCCACCAUUUUUAACUUCAACUCCCCCACGUGUUCGACGAAAUGCCGCAUUUGAAAAAUUGGAUUCGGGAACAGCUGAAUGUGGCAAUGGCAGCGCUACUACGCCUCCGGUGGAAGUCUCAGUGUCUCCUCAAAUCCAAUUGAAGAUGUUUGUUUCGAAAUCUUCUGCAACUCCGGUUUGCUACGGUGCAGGCCACCUUCUAUCUGGAGUGACUGAUAAAAGGAAGUGCAGGCGAAGAGGGAGCUUGCGAGGAGGCUGUGAGAAGGCUAAUCUCUUUGAUGAUGAGAAUGUGGUUGAUGAUUUGCAGGAUUCUUCGAUUCCCUUGCCUAGCGAGGCUUCGGUGCGCUGGCUGUUGUCUCCCUGCAAAGAGGGGGCCGAGGAUCAGGGGCGUGAUUCGGAGAAUAAGUUGGAUGAUCGUCGAAUAAGCUGUGGUAAUGAUUCUCUUGCAUUUGAUUUAUUGUCUUCUCCUUCCACAUUAUGUGAAUUAGAAUGUGAAGACAGUGACUUCAGAGGCAGUGAUAGAGUGGAUUAUGCAGAAAAUCGGAGGAAAGCUGAGAUUUUUAAGCUUUCUCGUCGAAAAACAGGCAGUAACAAUUUUGAUCCUUUGUUAGCCGCUACUCCAAAUUCAGUUUCUAACGAGAAUGGUUUCGGUUUAGGAGAGAGGAAUAGUUCAGCAGUAUCUAUAGGUUCUUUGGGUAGUGGAAAUUUGAUUCAGACACCGGACUCUGAGUGUAGCUCGUAUGAGUCGUUUCGAAGGUGGAAUAUGGAGCUGGAUUCAAUGACAGAAACUCUAGAUGCAGUGAGUUUAUCUAGAUGUGAGAGAUUCGCGUAUGCAGGGAUGGAUUCAUCUUCUCGUUCUGCUGUUCCCAAGAAAAAUGUGCGUUCAUGGGAGUCGAGCUCGACAUUAGACAACUUAGCACUCUCCCAGAUGAGGAUAUCAUGGAGAGAUGAAGAGAUUGAUGCUUAUGAUCAGCAGCUGAAGCCACACCGACUGUCUCGUUCAGGAAGGGAAGAGAGAAAUAAACGUAAAGAGAAAGAUCCGUGGAUGGAUAAUGAUGUGUCACCCGUUCUUCUCGAGUACGAACCUUGCAUUUCUGCAGCAACUAGCGGAAAAGCAACCGGAGACAGACACGGUGCAUGUGCUGAGUCGAUAUGCACCAACGCGGGUGACUUGGCUGUCUCUUGUGAUUCGGAUUGGGCAAAUAUCCAGAGUCGGGUCGAGUUGUGACAAGUGCAAGACAUGAGCCAAAGGCGAUUUGACAUCGUCUCUACUAAAUUCAACAUGUUCUUCAAGGUAGUGAUCUGCAGCUAGACGUGAUGCUGAUGAACGAAACCUCAGGAGACAGUCCUCGAUGAUCGGUGACACUGACUUGCUACUAGAUCUUUAUAAGUCAGUUCAGCGCACCGCGUAGUUCUAUCUUCGUUUACAUUUCCACUUGAAAGAUGGAACUGCAACUUUAAGGUAUCAUCAACGUCUUUAUAUUACCAUCGUUUAACUUAAUCCCUUCGGUUGAACUGGAAAUCGAACGUAUAUGAGCAAUUAUGUAGCAAUAGUUGUUGCUAUUUGAGCUAUGUACUCGUUGAGGAGUGCCCAUUAGAUUUAUAUAGUGGUUUUAGUUAUCUAUUUAUACCAGUGAGAUAUUGUUAUAGUACUAUUUAUUUUUCUUUCAUUUUGCCGGCAGCGAGUGUAUAUUAUGCUUGAACUUUUUGGAACAAUUGCACUUGUCCCAGUUCAUUUAUUCAUUGAGAUGCAAAUGAUCUUCAAAUACAUUUGUUGACUCUUCA